GGAGUGGCUCUGCAGCGGUACAAACCGGUAUUGCAGCGGAAUGCUGUCCUGGAUGGAUUCUUGACGUCAACGAGAGCGGGAGGGAGGCGGGAGCUGGCCAGGCAGCAGCUUCUCCUCUAUGAGCAUCAUCUCAUUGCUGGAUCCGGCUUCCAUGAGGUCUCCCCGGGAUCCCUAUAACAAUUCUACAUUUUUAUUGUAUUUAAAUAUUUUUACUUUUUUUUUUUUUUUUUUUUUUUUUUUUUUGUAUGCGGUUGAAGAUGAAGAACGAAAUCUCUGCAGUUGUAUUUUUUCUUUCAAAGCUAUUAAAAAAUAGUGAUACGUUAAGGAGGGGGGAAAUUGAAAUGUUUUCUGAAGAGCUGAGCAGGAUUCUUCAUGACAAGUAUGCCGACCACUGGUACCCAGAAGCCCCAACCAAAGGACAGGCAUAUAGAUGCAUCCGUGUAAACAAAUUUCAUGGUGUUGAUCCAGACCUCCAAAAAGCUUGUUUCAACUCUGGUCUAGUGUAUGAAGAUUUAGGACUACCUAAGGAAAUCACCUUGUGGGUAGAUCCAUGUGAAGUGUGCUGUAGGUAUGGGGAGAAGAACCCUUCGUUCGUGGUGGCAAGCUUUGAAAGCAUAGAUGACCAGAGCAAGAACCCCCAGAAAGUGGCCUAUCCAUCGGAGAAAGUGACUUCUGAUUAUCAUUCCGGCUCCUCUUCCUCCGAUGAUGAGGUGUAUGUAACUCAAAAGACUCCGCCCACUCCAGUGAUGCACAACGCAUUUGAUGCUUAUCAGGUGCCAGAAUUUAUGUUGCAGCCGCCUCCUCCCCCUCCCUGGAGUAAGAAUCCUAAGAGAAAGCAAGGUUCUCAUUACCAGUACCAGACACGUUUCCUAUCCGGCUACCAAGAAGAUAGGAACAAAGUGUAUGGUCAGGUGCCAUGGCUGCCACCGAUGACGCAGAAUGAACGGCACCACUGGACUAGCCUACACAUGCUGAGUACAGGUCACCAGUGCUUAGUCUGAGUAACCUUACCUGCAAGGUGACUGCUGGACCAAAGUGUAUGCACAUCCUUUUCUAUCAGACUUUGACUUAUUUGAAACUUUCUUGCACCUUUUGUACAUGUAUAAGUAAUUUGAGAAACACUUCUUUUUUUGGUUAAGGUUAUAGUUAAGUGCCUAAGUAUUUUUUAAUAUUUAUAUAUUGUGACUUGCACAUAAUCAUGUUUAAUUAGUUGCUGUCCUGGAAGUUUCUAUACCAAAUCUAUUUAUCUACAGACUUUAUUUGAUAUUUUAUGUAUUAGACUAAUAAAUGACAUAUUUUAUUGUAAUAAAUAAUAAUGUAUUACAGCAUUGGAACUUUGUAAUGAUCUCCAAUGGUGAACAUGGUCUGUAUUUGCAAUGGUUCUACUUGUCAAUGAAAAGAAACUGUUUCUGAAAUGAUAUUGCACUUUCUAGGUAACGUGACUUGUCAUCCUUAUUCGUGGGCACAUUGUUGGCCGUUAUUUCUGUUACGGAAAGUAAAGAGAAAAUCUCUUGCA
Pseudophryne corroboree (corroboree frog) is the source of this 1516-nucleotide messenger RNA. RefSeq names its product BTG anti-proliferation factor 3 (gene BTG3). The record is from RefSeq and is a predicted model, not a curated record. Bases 246 to 1001 code for a protein of 251 amino acids. NCBI's taxonomy places the organism in Eukaryota, Metazoa, Chordata, Amphibia, Anura, Myobatrachidae. Gene Ontology annotation, biological process: negative regulation of mitotic cell cycle; negative regulation of cell population proliferation. Gene Ontology annotation, cellular component: nucleus; cytoplasm. The transcript is spliced from 5 exons.